Microtus oregoni (creeping vole) is the source of this 583-nucleotide messenger RNA. RefSeq names its product DNA-directed RNA polymerase III subunit RPC10. The transcript has 3 exons. Bases 72 to 398 code for a protein of 108 amino acids. Gene Ontology annotation, molecular function: zinc ion binding; nucleic acid binding; DNA-directed RNA polymerase activity. The record is from RefSeq and is a predicted model, not a curated record. NCBI's taxonomy places the organism in Eukaryota, Metazoa, Chordata, Mammalia, Rodentia, Cricetidae. Gene Ontology annotation, cellular component: RNA polymerase III complex. Gene Ontology annotation, biological process: DNA-templated transcription; termination of RNA polymerase III transcription.
ACCGAUUCCAAUGGGCGUCUGCGGCGGCGGAAGCGCCAGACAUUGAGAACCUUUACGCUGAAGCUGGAGCAAUGCUGCUUUUCUGUCCGAGCUGCGGAAACGGACUGAUUGUGGAGGAAGGACAGCGUUGCCAUCGCUUCGCCUGCAACACUUGCCCCUACGUGCAUAAUAUCACACGCAAGGUAACAAACCGAAAGUAUCCAAAGCUGAAAGAGGUGGAUGAUGUGCUUGGGGGAGCAGCUGCCUGGGAGAACGUGGACUCCACUGCAGAGCCAUGUCCAAAAUGUGAACAUCCCCGUGCCUAUUUCAUGCAGCUUCAGACCCGUUCCGCAGAUGAGCCAAUGACCACCUUCUACAAGUGCUGCAAUGCUCAGUGCGGACAUCGCUGGAGAGACUAAGGGCAGGACUUACCCAGCUGUAGCUCUGAAUGUUGUGUGCUGAAGGUCUUUGCUGUGUGAUAGGAAGCUAACUCUUCAGUGGUGGAGGACCAGGGUGAAACAGGUCAUCUGCAGGUCAGCAGAUAAAGACUUUAAUGCACAGGGGCCUCGGGUCCUUGGGAAAUAAAUACACAUGAGGAUAUUCA